AUGGUCCACGGCACUGGGAGGGACAGCCGUCAAGAGGCGCACGAGUACUACCGCCAGCAACACCAGCACCACCUGUACCAGAGCCAGCGCGUCCAGCACCACCCGCAGGACGUCGCCGCCGGCUACCACCACCAGCUGUACCAGCAGCAGCAGGCCUUCAAGCACGCACACCCCUACCCCGGCGCGCCCCAGAGCCCGCCCUCGCCGCCCGUGGAAGACCUGGCGAACAAACCGUCGCUCCCGUCCAUCUCGAGCCUGCUGGGCAUCGCCGACGGCGAGCGCCCCAACACAGAGCCUGGGUCGCAGUCACAGCAGGCGUCGCCAAGCCAGCAGCCGCAGGCCGUCCCACAGGCUCAGCAACAACAACAACCGCCGUCGCACCACCACCACCAGCAGGUGCAGCACCAGCCGGUCCUGCCGCCCGACCACCGACCCGACCAGGCUCAGCAAGCUUUCGCCCCCACGAUCGUGAGCCACCCCAGAAUGACUUUGCCGCCCACGCCUCCCAUGCGGCCGGACUCCGUCAUUGACGGGAACCAGUCUCCCUCCACCUCUUCGCAAUCGUCUGUCCCGCAGCAGACGCCCUACUACCUGGGCCAAUCGCUGAACAACAUGGAGCCGCACCAGCAGCGCCAGCAGAUGCCCCCCGCUGCUCCCAUGCGCCAGCGCCCAUCCGUGCCUUCGCAGCCCGCGACCUCUCCUUACGCGACCUCGCCAUACGCAGCUUCUCCUUACGCCUCCUCUCCUGGCGCCGCCUCCGUGGGCUCGUACUACUCCCCGGAAAACCCGGUCUACACCUCGCCGGGCAUGUACGGCCAGCGCCCGCUGCCCUCGAACUUUCCCCCGCCGCCGGUGCCGGUGUCGGUGCCGGUGACGACGCCCGGCAACCCGAACCCGUGGCAACACCACCACUAUAUCAGCGCGUCGAGCGCGGCCGCAUUCCCCCAAUCGCAGGACCGGUACAUCUGCCAGACGUGCAACAAGGCCUUCUCCCGGCCCAGCAGCCUGCGCAUCCACAGCCACAGCCACACGGGCGAGAAGCCGUUCAAGUGCCCGCACGCCGGCUGUGGCAAGGCCUUCAGCGUCCGCAGCAACAUGAAGCGCCACGAACGCGGCUGCCAUGCCACGGCCGGGCCGUCGGUGCACGGAUCAUGA
This is a messenger RNA of Diplodia corticola, 1155 nucleotides long. RefSeq names its product zinc finger protein. Gene Ontology annotation, biological process: regulation of transcription by RNA polymerase II. NCBI's taxonomy places the organism in Eukaryota, Fungi, Ascomycota, Dothideomycetes, Botryosphaeriales, Botryosphaeriaceae. The record is from RefSeq and is a predicted model, not a curated record. The coding region runs from base 1 to 1155 and encodes 384 amino acids. The transcript is spliced from 2 exons. Gene Ontology annotation, molecular function: RNA polymerase II cis-regulatory region sequence-specific DNA binding; DNA-binding transcription factor activity, RNA polymerase II-specific. Gene Ontology annotation, cellular component: transcription regulator complex; PcG protein complex.